Molecule: messenger RNA, 351 nt
Organism: Plasmopara halstedii
Lineage: Eukaryota; Oomycota; Peronosporomycetes; Peronosporales; Peronosporaceae
Exons: 2
Coding region: 1-351 (116 amino acids)
Source: RefSeq, a predicted model, not a curated record
AUGUGCAUUCUAAUAGCACCUCCGUCUGUGAAAAUGUCUCAACGAAAAUGCUGUAAAUUGAUGAGUUUCGCACAGCCUAGACCAGGCCUCACCCAUACGUACUCAGCAAAAUUCAGGCUACCCAGCCCAGGAAGUACAAUGCGCUUGAGCACAAUACUUUUCAUCACAGCUAUUACAAUUUCCAGCGCCUUACAGCUACCGCCCAACACAAUGUCGGAGCAAGGAGCUCAGAAAAUCGAGCCCGCAAUCAACAAACACCUUUCAGACACAUCAAGUUUUAACGAGUUCGAACUUCCACGUGCACACUUUAGUGCAAUUUUUAAUUUUCUGAAGAAAUUCGCUGCGAAGUAA